Messenger RNA from Colletotrichum graminicola M1.001, 1089 nucleotides. RefSeq names its product Sas10/Utp3/C1D family protein. Gene Ontology annotation, cellular component: small-subunit processome; nucleolus. The transcript has a single exon. The record is from RefSeq and is a predicted model, not a curated record. Gene Ontology annotation, biological process: maturation of SSU-rRNA from tricistronic rRNA transcript (SSU-rRNA, 5.8S rRNA, LSU-rRNA). Bases 1 to 1089 code for a protein of 362 amino acids. Lineage: Eukaryota; Fungi; Ascomycota; Sordariomycetes; Glomerellales; Glomerellaceae.
AUGGCAGCGCCAAGUACUCUUCCAGCUCUCCUGGAUUCACUGACGCAGUCAUUGACAACUUCACUGGACGCUGCGCCCAAGACUUCGAUUGCGCCUCCCGAGAAUGGAAUUUCCCUGCUCGACACCAAGAACGAACUUCUGCUCUCUUACCUACAGAACCUCGUCUUCUUGAUUCUUCUCAAGCUACGCAACGCCAAGAAGCAGUCCAACUACAAUGGAAACGCCGACGACACCACAGAGACGGUCGUUAAGAAGCUCGUAGAGCUGAGGCUAUACCUCGAGAAGGGUGUCCGCCCUCUCGAAGACAAGUUGCGAUACCAGAUUGAGAAGAUCCUUCGUGCUGCCGACGACGCUGAACGCCACGCCCACGCCGUGAAGGCUGCGGAGGGUGCUGACUCGGGCGAAUCUGGAUCCGACGAUGACUCCGGUAGCGACGAGGACGAGGACGAAGACGAGGAACUGAAGGCAGCCCACCUGCAAGCCCGACCGGAUGCCUUUGUACGACCGGCUGCUGCAUCUGCUGCAGUUGCCACUGCUCAAAAGGAUGGUGUUUACAAACCGCCAAGGAUCGCACCUACAGUCAUGCCCUCGGAGCGCCGGGAGAAGACAGAGCGUCGGCCGCUCAAGUCUGCCACCAUGGACGAGUUUAUCGAGCACGAGAUGUCGACAGCACCCAUCGCGGAACCCAGUAUCGGCACAACAAUUGUCAACGGCGGUCGCAGGAUGAAGACGGCGGCAGACCGCAAGACGGAAGAGGAGCGUCGCGAGUACGAAGAAACCAACUUCGUCCGCCUCCCUACACAGAGCAAGAAGGCAAAGGCGCAGGAGGCGGCAAAGACGGGUCGUAGCGGUCGCAUGCAGUUCGGUGGAGAGGAAUGGAGAGAUCUGGGCGAGGGUGUUGACCGCAUCAACAGACUCACCGCGCGCAAGAGUGGUGGCGGCACCCGCGACCUGCUCGACAAGAGCCGAAAGCGUGGCAGAGAGACGACGGACGGACCAAGGGGCAGUGGGCAGAUGGAGAUGGGCGAGAGAUUCCAAAAGAAGGCCAAGAUGUUGGAGGCGGGCAGACGCGACAGAGGCAAGCGAUAG